This is a messenger RNA of Schistosoma turkestanicum, 390 nucleotides long. The record is from the annotation of a GenBank genome assembly. NCBI's taxonomy places the organism in Eukaryota, Metazoa, Platyhelminthes, Trematoda, Strigeidida, Schistosomatidae.
AUGAAAACUGGUACGAAAAAUGAAUUUUCGCUAACUACAACGAAUUUAAAAGUAUAUUUCACAAGUUUAAAAAAUGCAAUUUUAACAAUGGGUGAUAUGAAUGCUGCCAGUUCACGAAAAUGUUUUGAAAACAACACUUCAGAUAAACACAUGUCCAAUGCUUAUGAGCUAUUAUUACUUUGGCUACUGAAUUGUUUGUUAGUAGUAUAUAUUGAUAUAAAAAAGAUAGAACGCUUAAGUAAACCUUUACACUCUCAUACUACUACUACUACUACUACUACUACUACUACUACUACUACUACUACUACUACUACUACUACUACUACUACUACUACUACUACUACUAGUAAUAAUAAUAAUAAUAAUAAUAAUAAUAAUAAUAAUGAUUAA